AUGACUCCAGUCGCGUUAGUCCGGUGUCGUGGCAGUGGAGGGGUGUUGACUGCCUCGACUGCGUCUCGGUACAGCUGCUCCCAUUUGCCAUGUUGGAAAGCUCGCAGCCGAGCCUUGAUCUGGGGCCAGUUUGGGCGUCGAGGUGAGUCUGUGCCUGUUGCUGCUCCCUCCGCUCCGUCCGCUGCUCCUGUUCCCCCGGCUCAAUUUGUUGAUCCGCCAGUAUCUGCGCCCACUGGUGUCGUGGCUGAUCCCCCGGUUCCUGUCCCUGGUGCACCCGUUGUGCCGUCUGCUUCUGCCCCCGCCGAGCCUUCUUCGGCGUCUGCUUCGUCGCCGAAGGCGGCGUCCGCCACCACUGGCGUCCCGGCUCCGUCGGUUUUGCCCGCGGUGGCGGGUCCAUCCGUACCUACUGUGACGCCGGUAGCCCCGGCAGGUCAGCCGUCACGUCCCCAGUCACCCAACCGUCGUCUGUCUCGGCCCCAUUCCCCUGCGCCCCACCAGAAGCGCAGGUCGACUCGUCUCCGGCGCGACUCUCCACGGCGUUACCAGCAGCAGACGCACUGGCCUGCUCACCCCGGUGGUCAGGGGGACUGGAGGGGUCCCCGCGGGCGUGGCGGUGGUGGGGGGUACCGUCCGCCUGUGACGAUGGCGGAUCUACAGCGGGAAGUCUCGAGGGCGGUGCGUGAGGAGAGGGCGGCGCAAAGUGAGAGCAGUUCCAUGCGCGCCUCGCCCGCCCUUCCAUGCGCGCCUCGCCCGCCCUUGAGGCUCCUCGACAGGCUGUGCUCCCCGUGGGUCCGCAGCCUGCCGGUGCACCCCCGCCUCCGGAUCACUUCCCGCCGGUUCCUGCUCCCGCCGCCUCGGCCCCUCCCCCCUGUUCUCGUCUUCAUCUGCCGCCGGUUCUGCCUAUUGCGGGAGUGGAGUUUGUUGCUGCGGGCGGUGGCUCGUCGGCGCAGUAUUCUCACCACGUUGCUGCGGAUGAGCCACUUCUGUUCCUGA
Messenger RNA from Closterium sp. Naga37s-1, 993 nucleotides. The record is from the annotation of a GenBank genome assembly. Lineage: Eukaryota; Viridiplantae; Streptophyta; Zygnematophyceae; Desmidiales; Closteriaceae.